AUGGUGCCCACGGUCAUCCUCUGCCUGCUGGGCAGCUCCGCUCUGCUCCUCAGCACCACGGCCGGGGCUCAAGCUGCCUGGUGCCCGCCGCCCCGUGUGCCCCACGGACGGGUGUCCCCUCGCCGCUUUUUCUACCGGCCACGGGACACCGUGAGCGUCACCUGCACCCCGGGCUACACCCUGCGGGGUCCGGGCAGGAGCACCUGCGGGGCUGCCUCCAGGUGGGACCCCCCUCUGUCCGAGUGCAGAAAGGAGGUGACAUGUCCCCGGGCACCCAACAUCGCCAACGGGCUGCACUCCGGGCACUCCUCGGGCAGCUUUCCCCGGGGAGCCACCGUGUCCUACAGCUGCAGGGAGGGCUUCCAGCUGCUCGGCAAUGAGUCCAUCACCUGCACGGACUCGGGGCGCUGGAGCCGGCCCCUGCCCCGCUGUGAAGCGAUCGGCUGCCAGGUACCCGAGGUGCAGAACGGGCAGGUGCACAACGCGCAGAGCACCUACAGAGCUGGAGACACCCUGCACUUUGGCUGCCACCCCGGCCACGCAGCAGAGGGCUCCGACGAGGCUCGGUGCCAGCCCGGGGGCGCCUGGGACCCGCCGGAGCUCGUGUGCCACAGGGUCCGGCCGUGCCCGAUGCCUCCGGAGGUGGCCAAUGGAAAUCACAACGGCCGGGACACGGCAGAAUUCACCAUGGGAAUGUCUGUAAGGUACAGCUGCGAUCCCGGCUAUUACCUGGUGGGAAAUGCCGCUGUGACCUGCAGAGCAUCGGGGAACUGGAGCCAGCCCCGGCCUCGCUGCCAAGAGGUGACAUGUCCCCGGGUACCCAGCAUCGCCAACGGGCUGCACUCCGGGCACUCCUCGGGCAGCUUUCCCCGGGGAGCCACCGUGUCCUACAGCUGCAGGGAGGGCUUCCAGCUGCUCGGCAAUGAGUCCAUCACCUGCACGGACUCGGGGCGCUGGAGCCGGCCCCUGCCCCGCUGUGAAGCGAUCGGCUGCCAGGUACCCGAGGUGCAGAACGGGCAGGUGCACAACGCGCAGAGCACCUACAGAGCUGGAGACACCCUGCACUUUGGCUGCCACCCCGGCCACGCAGCAGAGGGCUCCGACGAGGCUCGGUGCCAGCCCGGGGGCGCCUGGGACCCGCCGGAGCUCGUGUGCCACAGGGUCCGGCCGUGCCCGAUGCCUCCGGAGGUGGCCAAUGGAAAUCACAACGGCCGGGACAAAGCGUUUUUUACCGCUGGGAUGUCUGUGAGGUACAGCUGCGAUCCCGGCUAUUACCUGGUGGGAAAUGCCGCUGUGACCUGCAGAGCAUCGGGGAACUGGAGCCAGCCCCGGCCUCGCUGCGAAGGGACUGUCUGCAUCAAUCCAAUCGUGGCCAACGGAAGGCAAGUUGGUGGCCACGGGCUCCUCUCUGCCCCCGGGCAAACGGUGACAUUCCGGUGCCACGAUGGGUACAGCCUGCAGGGCAGUGCCAGCCUGUCGUGCCAGGAGGAUGGCAGCUGGCAGCCCCCUGCUCCUGUGUGUGACAGAGCACUGCCCCACCACACCGCCUUCACCAGGUCCCCAGGUGCUUGUGGUGCUCCCACAAGGUUACAGUUUGCUGAGCUAAAUGAGGAGCACAGGAAUGCCAUUGAUUUUCCUGUUGGGAAGACUGUGCAAUACACUUGCCGCCCUGGAUAUGCAAAAGUGCCAGGAAUGUCACCUACUCUGACAUGCCUUGAGAGAGGAGUGUGGUCAGAAGCACUAGAGUUCUGUAAAAGGAAACAGUGCAGUCACCCAGGUGAGCCUGUGAAUGGCAAGAUUGUUUCCCUGACAAAUCUCCAGCUUGGCUCUACAGUGGUUUACAGCUGUGAGGAAGGGCACAGGUUAAUUGGACAAGCCAGCAGACGCUGUGAGAUCUCUGGGGGACGUGUUGCAUGGACUGGCCACACUCCCCUCUGUCAGCGCAUCCCUUGCGAGCCGCCCCCGGACAUCCCCAACGGGCAGCACUCGGGCCGGCUGCAGAGCGAGUUCCACUACGGCACGGCCGUGACCUACAGCUGCAAGCACGGGCUGCCCCUGCACGGGGAGCCCUCCAUCCACUGCACCACCCGCGACGGCCACAGCGGCGUCUGGAGCGAGCCCCUGCCGGCCUGCGGAGAGGCGAACUGUCCCAUCCCACAGAUCCAGCACGGCAGGAUCGUGGCUGCCAGGGCUGCCUACGCACACAGGGACACCGUGACCUUCCAGUGCGACCCAGGCUAUGCCAUUCGUGGCCACAGAGAGAUCCAGUGCCAGCCAAACAACACCUGGGAGCCGCCUGUGCCCGUCUGCGAGCAGGCUGGCUGCAGGGCCCCUGCCAGGCUGGGCUUUGCCGAGCUCAAGGAGCCCUACAGGAACCAGACAGUGUUUCCUGAGGGGAGCAGGGUGGAAUUCGAGUGCCAGCCUGGCUACAGCCAGCUCCUGGGGGUGUCACCAGCCAUCACCUGCCUCAGGAACCAGACGUGGUCAGCAGCGCUGGAGUUCUGUAAAAAAAAGCAGUGCCCCAACCCAGUGAACCCAGCGAAUGGCAGAGCUGUUGUCCUGACAGAUCUCCUCCUCGGGUCCAAAAUCAAUUACACUUGUGACAAAGGGUACAAGCUGGUGGGAGGCUCCCAGAGAAUUUGUGAGGUCUCUGGCACACAUGUCUCGUGGAGUGGGGAUCCUCCUGUCUGCCAGCGUGUCACCUGCGCUGCCCCUCCGGCCAUCCCCAAUGGGACACACAGCGGCGGCUCCAGGGCCACCUUCUCCCUUGGGGACGUGGUCACCUACACCUGUGCCUCGGGGCUGGCCCUAGCUGGAGACUCCUCCCUGUCCUGCACCUCUGGGGACGGGGAGCGUGGCACGUGGAGCGGGACAGUGCCACGGUGCCAAGAGGUGAGGUGCCCUGCCCCGCCGAGCAUCGCCAACGGGCAGCACGGUGCCAGCCCCGGGGCCAGGCACAGCCCGGGCUCCGUGGUGCGCUACACCUGCGCCGAGGGCUAUUCCCUGCUGGGCAACGCCACCAUCCGCUGCACGGCCCGGGGCACCUGGAGCCGGCCCCAGCCCCGCUGCCGAGUGCCACCGUGUCCUUCCCCUCCAACGAUCAGGAACGGCCAGCACGACAGCAAGGGGGUGGCAGAGUUCAUCCCUGGCACGGCAGUGAGGUACCACUGUGACCCAGGCUACCUCCUGGCUGGCAAAAGCACGAUUUCCUGCUUGCCAUCGGGAGUCUGGAGCAUCCCGUACCCCCGCUGUGAAGUGAUCACCUGCAACAGCCCCAGCAUCAAGGACGGGGAGGUGGCUGAGGGCCGGAGGGCUGUGUACCACCUUGGGGACAACGUCACCUUCCAGUGCCACCCAGGCUUCGUGCUGAGGGGCAGCCGUGGGGCCAAGUGCCAGCCCGACAGCCGCUGGGUGCCCGCUGUGCCCACCUGCCAGCCAGCGCGGCCCUGCCCUCCGCCCCCCGUCAUCGCCCACGCCACGCUCAGCGCCCAGCCUGGGACCAACUUCACCAGUGGCACCUCCGUGAGCUACAGCUGCCAGCCUGGCUUCACCCUGCUCGGGGACCCCUCGGUGCUGUGCACGGCCUGGGGCAACUGGAGCCUUCCCUACCCUCGCUGUGCAGCCGGUUGUGGCACACCAACACCGUUGCUAUUUGCUGAGCUAAGCGAGGAAUAUGAAAAUCAGACUGAGUUUCCUGUUGGGAUGACUGUGAACUACACUUGUCGGCCUGGAUAUGUGGAACAGCCACAGAUAUCACCAACUAUCACAUGUCUUGAAAAUCUAACGUGGUCUGAAGCCCAGGAGUUUUGCAAAAGGGUGGUGUGCCCAGCCCCACAGGUCCAGAAUGGGAGGGUGGCUGUCCCCAGGCCCCGCUACACCUACGGGGACUCUGUCUUCUUCAAGUGCCACACAGGCUUCACCCUGCGAGGCCACCCCACGUCCCAGUGCCAAGGGGACAGGAGGUGGCACCCACCUGUGCCUGUCUGUGAGCAGGUGCUGCACUGCUCCAAGCCUGCAAAUAUCACCCACGGGUCUUUCCGUGGCCCAGCAAAAGCAGUUUUUACUGUGGGAACAUCUGUAAACUACAUCUGUGAGCCUGGCUUCUCCCUCCUGGGGACAGCAUCCAUUUAUUGCACAGCAUCUGGAGCCUGGAGCCAUCCCCCUCCUGUCUGUCAAGCUGUGAAGUGUCCGCAGCCUCCGAGCAUCACCAACGGGAGGCUGGAAGGGAACGCCUCUGCCGCCUUUCCCCGGGGAGCCGCGGUGUCCUACAGCUGCGAGCCCGGUUACUCGCUGGUUGGGAACGCUUUCAUCAGCUGCACGGGCUCGGGGACCUGGAGCCGGCCCCUCCCGCAGUGCAAAGAGAUCAGAUGUGAAUUCCCGGAUGUGCAAGGUGUUAAAAAAGCCAUUAAAGGAAGUACUUAUCGCUCUGGCACUAACAUCACUCUUGAAUGUGACGAUGGGUACGUGCUGGAAGGCAUCAGUCACACCCAGUGCCAGGAGGAUUUCAGCUGGGACCCUCCCGUGCCAGCCUGUAAACUGACAUCCCCCAAGCCCGGGUCAGUAGGCUUAGGAGUGGCAGCUGCAGCAGUUCUGCUGCUCCUGGGGGCAGGUGUUGUCUGGAAAAUCAUUUCCAAGCAGAAGGAAGGCUAUUAUCAUACGUAUGAAAACUAUAAUUACAGAACCCCCCUGAACCCAGACACUGAUCACAAAGGCUCGUUCUGCAUAGUUGGUGUGCACAGGGCCCCGGCGGCCGGGCCCGGCCAUGGCGGCGCCGCGCUGAGGGCGGGCCGGGCGGGGCGGGCCGCGCAUGCGCACCCGGCCCCGCGCUGCGUCUCCGGCGGCGCCGGGAGGGAGCGGAGCGGCCGCAGCCGCGGCCCCGCUGCGGGCAUGGGGCGGCUCUCGGUGCUGCCGGCGCUGCUGCUGCUGCUGCUGCCCGUGCUGGUGCUGUGGCAGCUCAGCGGAGCCCGGGCUCAGGGCUCGUGUCCCAGGCCGGAGCGGCAGCAGAAUGCAGAGCUCGACGAGAGCUCCAGGGAACUCCAAGAUUUUCCACCUGGAAUCAAAAUCUCCUUCACCUGCCGGCCAGGAUACAUUAGGGUCCCAGGGAAGUCACUGACCUGGACAUGUGGUAGUAACUUGCAGUGGUCACAAAGAAGCGUUUCCUGUACAGCAAGAAAAUGUAAAUACCCAGGACCCUUGGAAAAUGGUUAUUUUGAUGCAAGAGAUCUUACAUUUGGUUCAAAAUUGACAUUUCGUUGUAAUGAAGGAUACAGAUUAAUAGGUAAGGAAGAGAUUUCCUGUGAUAUCAAGAAUGGAGGUGUUGACUGGAGUGGAGCUCUGCCUUACUGUGAAAUAAUUCCUUGUGAGCCACCUCCCAAAAUAGCCAACGGGGAGUACGAGGAGAGAGGCAGCUACGUGUACCAGAGCUCAGUGACCUACAGGUGCCUGGAUGUCCCCAAGGGCAGUGAUCCCUUCUCCCUCAUUGGCUCAGACACCAUUUACUGCGCAUCUGAUGCAAACUCAAAUGGAGUUUGGAGUGGGCCACCUCCAGAAUGUCGAGUGGUCAAAUGUGAAGACCCCAGAGUUGAAAAUGGGAGAAAAAUGUCUGGAUUUGGACUUCCCUACAGAUACAAGGACUCAGUUGUGUUUGAGUGUAAUCAAGGCUAUUUCAUGGUUGGAGCACAGGUAAUUACCUGUGAAGCAAAUAACAUCUGGGUUCCUCCACAACCAACCUGUGAGAAAAUUACUCCAGAGAUGUGUCUUGCCCCGAAGAUCCCCAAUGGGGCCCUGGUUCCAGCCAAAGGUGCCUAUGCAAAAGGAGAGGCUGUGCAGAUCAGGUGCAAUGCUGGCUGCUCCUUCCCUGAUGGCUCUGCAGAGGUGACAGUGACCUGUCAAGAACAGAGUUCCUGGGGUGCUUUACAGCACUGUUCCUGUGAGUCUGAAGGCUCUGGUUCCACACCAGUCAUAAGUCAUGGGAGAGUGAUAGAAGGACAAAAACCUUCCUACUCUGUGGGGGAUUUCAUCACCAUUGAAUGUUACCCGGGGUACACCUUGCAUGGGGAGGCUCGGAUUCAGUACAUUGGGAACAACCAGUGGGUGCCAGCUGUGCCAACCUGCCAGCUCAGUGAGUCUGAAGGUUCUGGUUCCACACCAGUCAUAAGUUAUGGGAGGGUGAUAGAUGGAGAAAAACCUUCCUACUCUGUGGGGGAUUUCAUUACCUUUGAAUGUUACCCGGGGUACACCUUGAAUGGGGAGGCUCGGAUUCAGUACAUUGGGAACAACCAGUGGGUGCCAGCUGUGCCAACCUGCCAGCUCAGUGGAUAUAUUAUAGCCAUCAUCUGUGUGAUUGUGGUAGUUGUGGUGCUCCUGGCAGCCUUCUGGAUCUACAAGAAAUUCUUCUCACAGAAUGGGUCUGGUGCUGCGUGGGUCAGCUGCGGACAAAUGUGCUCUGACUCGCACUGGGAGCCAGUCCUCGGUGUGGAGCACUUGGUGUGGCAGAGCACGGCCUGGGUUGAGUGCAGGCAGAUCAGGAGCUGCCCUGCUCAGGAAAAGUGAUAUUUGUGCCCAGGAGAUGGCUCUGGAGAGGCCACUGCUGGUAUGGGCAGCAAGAACAGGUACUUCCUUCACGAGUUUAAAGCAUAAGGGAGAUAUUUCUUUCCUUUAUUAGACCACAAUAAAAGCUCCACAUUACAAUCCUGAAUUGAAGGUAGCCUAUUCCUUCAGUCCUACUCUUGCAGCCUUACAAAUGGAGUUAAAAGCCAGAUACUCUGUGUCUGAAACCCCCCAAAACCCCAAGGCAGGCUGAACCCUGGGACAGGAUGGGGGUAAAAGCCUGUGCAGCUUUGUGUCCCUUUUAACCGAGCAGUGGGACAGUCAGGCCUGCUUGGUUUGAGUCACUGAUUUCAAUUCCUGCUAAGGGGAAUCUGUCAGAGCACUCUGCAGUGUCUGUUUUAGCAUGGUGACCAUUAGAGGUGUGCUUAGAUAUUAGUGCUGUAGCUCCCCAUCUGGUGAUCCCCCUGCUCAUCUGAAAUUGCUUUGACUUGCCUGGAGUCAUCCAGUUCUCCUCCAGCUUUGCUCUCAGGAGAGUUCCUGGGCAAAUCCUGAGCCUGUUGGGAGGGCACAGGAACUGCUGAACCCCUGGAUCCUGUGGAGAAUUCCAGAAUUCACAGGGAACAGUGAGGUGAAACUGGGCAAACUCGAGGAGAGCACUGCACUUGCAUGGCUGAGGUCAGGGAAGGGCAGUAGGAAAGAAAACUCACCAAAUUUAGCCCUACACAGCCUGAGUGAGCGGCACAUUGCAAAACUGGCUCCACUCAAACAAAUGAUCCACCUAAGCAGCUGCAACCAGAAAGGCCAUUUUCUAUUCCUAACUCCUGUACCUAAGCAUCAGUUUGGAAUGUAAAGUACUGAUUGCAGGGCUUGAAAGCUCUCACAGGGAGAUGAUUGUUGUGAUUUGUACAGUCAGUUCAGGAACACGGUGUUCCCCCAACACCACCGCUCCAGCUCCUCCAGGUAAUGGCAAGAGAAGCCAUAUUUUUCUUUUGUGUCAUUCUAGAGACAAAAGAAUGUCCUGUGCCAGGGAGGAGCAUAAGGAAACAAGCCCAGCCAGCUGUUCACUGAAGUAUAACCUGCCUUUAACCCAGAGAGCUGAAAACAAGCCUUUAGUUUAACACUGCCUGCAGUACAAGGACCUGGCAAAACAGCUGGAGAGAAGCACUGACCAAACACUCCUGGCUGACUCCCCCAGGCACAUGAGAAUCCUGUUAUCAGGGUUUCCAUCAUUCCAUCCCUGAAAUGUCUCUGUGUGUCCAGGAGCCACUGUCAGUGCUUAAGAAGCAUUUGGGCUGGAGAUCCAAGUGCAAAGCCAGUGGCUGCUGUUGGGCUCCUGAGCGCCGUGAGUGUUUGUGGGGGGAGCUGCAGAGAUGAGGCUCACUCAGAAAUAGCUCUUCCUUGGAAAGCUGGAGGGCUGAAUCACAGUGUGUUGGCUCAGUUUUUAGCAGACGAGCCAUCACAUCUGCCUCCCUGUAGGCGAGGAGCCGUCACUGGCAGCGGGAUUGGCAGCCAGGUUCUGUCCCUUUGGAAACCAGGCAGUGAUGAUGAGGAAGGCGAAGGCUCAUCGUGGGCAGGGUCAGGAGGUGGGCUGGCAGCUCUGGGAGCAGGAGAGUUCUGCUCCCCUGUCCCUCUCUGUGCACAGAAUGUGUCCCCAGGUUGAACUUUGGGCACUAAAUAAGUUCUUUUGCUCACAGGCAUUAACCACUGCUCUGCUGCUGGGAGGCUGAGACAGCCCUGAGCAUAUCCAUGGUUGGUGUUGUCCUGAGACAGCUGAAAAUAGGAGUGAGAUGAGCAAAUAGAAACACCAGGGAAAAAUGGGGAAACCUGGGAGGGGACAAGACAGCUCCUGAGCUAGGUACUUGAAA
This is a messenger RNA of Melozone crissalis (California towhee), 8414 nucleotides long. Its product is annotated as complement receptor type 1-like. Bases 1 to 6552 code for a protein of 2183 amino acids. NCBI's taxonomy places the organism in Eukaryota, Metazoa, Chordata, Aves, Passeriformes, Passerellidae. The transcript has 43 exons. The record is from RefSeq and is a predicted model, not a curated record.